Messenger RNA from Caenorhabditis sp. 36 PRJEB53466, 6741 nucleotides. Lineage: Eukaryota; Metazoa; Nematoda; Chromadorea; Rhabditida; Rhabditidae. The record is from the annotation of a GenBank genome assembly.
AUGUUCUUCCUCGAAGUGUUAAUUAUUCUUCUUUUCUUUUUAACUCCAACUUCGUGUCAAGUGACUAUUGCCAAAAACACAAAAGGUUUGUAACACCUUCGUUUUGAAAUCAGUUCAUUCUCCAUUCCACAAAUUAUUGGUAAAGUAAAUCGAUUCACAGUAUUGCAAACCUUCAAUAAUUAUGCAGAGUAAUUAUGUGUUGAAUAGUGUCAUAUGCCGGUAUUGUGACUGUAGCGGUAAUUAUGAAAAGGAUAUUGUGAAUUCACUGCCUUUCGGGACAAACCCGCACAAGGACAACGUUUGUGGAACAUUUUUAGAUGUAAUAAAAUAGAUCAAAGUUAUUCAAUUUUGUUGAGCGUGAUCAUAACAGGGUAGAGAGCAGCGACACAAAAUUCAGAUUUCAUAAUUCUGGAAAUAUGAAAACAGCUUUUAUUUGUAAUUUAUUGGAAAUCACUACGGCUCCCAAGGAAUCAACCCGUCAUGAUAUCUGUAAAAAUCUGUAAAUCUGUAAAUGGUUAAGCACAUGGUCGGGAGGAUGGACAUCGUAGAGUGAAAUAUGGACAAGUUGCCUACUUUCCGAGUUUUCGUCAAGCUUUCGUUUUGAAAAACCUGUUUUGCGUCUCACUUUGUUAAGAAAACUAAAUUUUAGGUUUCCAAAAAAAAAUAGUGAACCGCGCCAGCUCGGCCACGCACCCUUUUCCAUUUCUGGAGACCGGGACAUUUUUCUGGCGAAAUUCUACUUUUCUGAUGUACGGCCAUAUCAUUGAGGAAGCAACUAAUUACUGUUUUCCUAAAAGGGUUAAGAUUUAAGUUAAAACUCAUGAGCCGAAUUGACCGAAAAACGUGAAUGACCAAACUGAACCCAUUUUUCAGUAACGCCACGAUGUGGCUCACAGCUGAUUUCAAUCGAGCUCAAUUUCGAUCCAACCCAGCUUCCUGACGGAAAAUUCUCUGAUUGGAUUAUAGUCGGAGUUUCAGGUGAGGACGCCAAAUAUAUUUCUUAAAUACAAGCCUGAACCGCGCUGACAACACCCAGCUUGUCAAUAGUAAAACUGUUCAGGUCGUCCGGAAUGUCGCUUGCGCGGGAACGGAGAAACCAAGUACAUAAUUGAAAUUGCUGUUUUCAACGAUCCGUGCUUAACACAAAUAGUAAGUUAUAGAAGAAAAGCUUACAUUUAAGCGACCCGGCUGCCACAAGACACAUCGCAUCGGAUUCGCCCUUGGCAACAUGUCGACCAAUGGGGGAUGGGAUCUUUUGAACGGUUUUGUUCGUUCUGAAACUUGUUUUGCCGGUCAAAUCAUCCCUUCUGAUGAAAAUCAGUUAAACCCGAACGGUCUGAAUAAAUGGAAGUAAUACUGGUACAACCUCCACACAGACCGCUCCGUCUUCUCGAAGAGAACCUUUGGAUAAGGAAGCCUCAUGGCUUUGAAAGCUCUCCUCGACCGGAUUUUUAAAGGCAUUCAGAUGAUCACCAAAUAUAUGUAACUUUGUACCCUGAAUCCGAUUAUGAAGUCGCUGAGUCAGGAAUUUUUCCGAGCGCCCCGUGGCAAUGCACAACAGGGGUGACCGUAUAAUUUUGCAUCGCAUUGUAUGUAAAAUCACUUUGAAAUUAUUAGUUUUGCCCUUUCUUCGCGUUUCUCAGACAACGCGUAUUAAGAGAAUAAUAUUUGAUAUCAAUAGAAACCUAUUUCAGCCAGCACGCAAUGUGUUCCAGAACAGGAUUCGAAUAGGAAAGAACCCCGUCGUUAUUCUGGAGGAAGAUCAGUCCAUAACUGUGAAAUGUGUUUACGGUUUGCCAACUGUUGAAACGAUGACUUUACCCAUAGUGAAUGCUAAUUUCAAUAUAGACAAGUUGUUAUUAAUCAUACUCGGAAGUUACAAUUUAGUUUGUUUCAGUAUGUCCGAUGCUGACAAGCAAUCUGCUACGCAUUUGUCAAAUCUUAUCAAUUCGACUCCGUCUAGUUUUAGUGUGGAUUUUCUAGCAAGGGUCAGUAGCUUUUCAUCUAUCCGUAAAAAAAUUUAAAACACUUCCAGGAAUUCUUCCAAAAGAGACCAAACAUUACGACUCCCGAAAACAACCGAGAAGGUAAUUGACUUUUAGGAAAGGGCACAAAAAUAGACCCGAAACCACUCCCAGACUAGUCAUUUUUUGAGAACUGUCACUUGAGUCAGGUUUAUUUUUUAUGCCGCGUCCAAAGUUAAAAAAAAAACCCGGAAAUCACUCGGAUUUUGCUGGGAUUUCCUUGAACUUUAGACGUUUUUUUUAAACUUUGGAUGUGACAUUAGAUCAUUUGUUAUAAUGAGGGCUGCCAGUUUAUAAGGCCACAUCCGUUAGGCACUGCCACACGGAGCUUGAACAUGUAUUUCCACCCGACAACUUCAAAAUCGGAUUCAGGGCACAAAGCUUAUUUGAAGAUUUUUGUGAUGAUAGCACGAAAACUGGCUGAACUACCUUGUUAAAACUGAAAAUCGGUCAUUUGCAAUCGUUGCAAGUUCAUAAGACCACCCCAGGGAAUAGGGCUUUUCGCCAAUCUGGUUAAGACUUAUGAGCAGAAAAUAAGCUAUACAUCUCUAAUAAGACGUUUCAAAGCUGUUUUUGCCAUUCUGACGGUUUAUGUUUUCUCGUAAGACAUGCAACGGGGAACUUUCCCUACGAAUACCAAUUAAGUCGACUGAAUGGUUGAACCGGGUGAUCAAUUGUCAUCUAAGGUGCUUUAAAAUCUUUUCGUGAUCAGUCUCAACCCAAAAAAAAAUCCUAGAAAGACUAGAACUGGGUGUUCAUGCAAAAAGGUUCGUCAUCCAUGCUGUUCCAACUUCCAUGGAGCUGGACCGUGGAUUAAGAAAGUGUCUGGUUUGGGAAGCUUUUGAAGAGAUCCUUAGCAUUGUUUGUGAGGUCAAGUGGUUCACUCUGAGCUUUACUGAUGGCCAACAAGACACAUCGCAUCGAAUGCGCCCUGGGCAUGAUGUCGACCAAUGAGGGAUAGGCUCUUUUGAUUGGUUAGGAAAAUUUGUUAGCAGCAGCAAAUGUGACGUUAUGACAGUGUUUUGUUGUUUGAAACUGGUUUGCAUGUUAAGUAGUGGAAGUAGUGAACAUUUAGGUGGUACAAGAACUCAUGAAUACGCUAGUUUCCGGUGCCAUAAGCAUUUGAAUCAAUACUGAUUUUUGCAUUAGCAGCAUUUACAACCUCGUCGAUUAUUUUUCAGAACUGAGUGCAGAUGAUAUGGCAAUUGAAGAAGUCCCAUCAAUGGUGUUCAAUGAGAACCAUCUUGAAAAAAAAACUGCAACAUCAAUAAUCACCAACCAGGACGGAAAUAUUGAGUUUGUUAAACUUAUUACUGAAUCACCCUCUAAAACAGGGAGCAUUUCUGAAAACCUUGGUGAGAAUGCAAAAUUUGCUUGAUGUUAAAAAAAAAAGAGUUCAGAUUCCAAGAUACAAAAGCCAAACAGCUAUUCAUUUUCGAUGAUGUUUGUAUUAGCAACUGCUGUCAUCCUGCUCCUCUUUUCAGGAUGUUUCGUGUGUUGUCUGUUGUUAUUAAAGAAUAGGUUUGCUUUCAAAAAUCGACGUCUCUUGGAAAAUCGCGUAUUCGGUAUUUGUAAAAUAUAUAUAAACCAUUAAUAGCAAUGUUAUCAGGUUUCCAAGAAAGAGAAAACAUCUCCGAAAAAAAUUGGGCUACUAGCAGUUCUGGUGAUGGGUGCAGUGGCACAUUGUAAUAUAGCUUCUUUUUUUUGGGUGAUACAUCUAACUCGUUUCAGAAAUACUUUCAAUCAACAGACUCCUAAUCGUAUUCUCAACGUAGGCGAACAUACCUCUGGUUCAAAAAGGUAUUAACAACUCAUUUGGAGAUUUUUCAAUGCAAAUAUGAUAUUUUGUGAAACUAGUUUUAGUAGUUGCCUCCGGGGACAUGUUUUUUCGCCACGUAAUUAUUGCGUUGUUGUGUCACACUGUUUUUUAUGGGACUAUGAACUUCUCUUCCACAGCAUCACUCAAUAGCUGUUUUGUCUAAUCUCCGGAAGUUUUUGUAAAAAAAAACAACACUCAAUAUGCUGUUAUCAUGAUUUUUCUAACAUUAGUUUGGAAGCUAUUUCGAAACUGCCCCAAAACAAUUUUCCCAUCAAAUACAUUAUAGAGCUGACAAUGGUAACUCUGCAAUUUAUUCACUAAACGAGGAUAACCAUGAUGUGAGUUUUGUUUAAAUCUAACAACAUAGUUCAAUAAAAAUAAUUUUUAAGGUUUUGAAUAAUGAAAGUAUUUUGCAGUUGUACGGAAACGCUAGAAGGUCAAUUCGAACUCGUCCUAGUAUGAACGUUUCAAAAAAGGAAACCGCACUCACAUCGUCAAAUCUUCCUUUCAAGUUUGUUUACUGUCUUUCAAGACAACACAAUUUUCUUUGCAGAUCUAACUUACAAGAAUUUGUUUCAAAAACGUAUGCAUUAGGAGAAUACAAUAAUUUAGCAAGUCCUGCAUAUGCAUUCACAUCAGAAGUGUUUGAUGAAAGAGAAGUAGAUGUUGCUAACGGUUCUAAAUAUGAGGUCAGCGAAAUGUUUUUCUUCUUAAACACAUCGAUGCUCAAUAUUCUGAAAAAGCGUAGAGACAGAACGAAAAUUAGUUUGAUAGCUGAGCCUUUUUAUUUGGAAGUUUUUAAAGUAUUUUGAGCACUUAUAAAAAUGGGCACUGGUUUGAUAUCGAGGACCGACCAUAGUAAAGUCGAGAAACGUACCGAUUCUCACCGAAAAAUCAAAAUUUUCUUUUCUGUACCAUUCUGUGCCAUUCUUUGAAGUUUUUUACAGUUCUAAACAAUUAUUUUUCAGACGACACAUUCAUGCCCUAGGGGUUUCUGCCCUAGGAAAGCGGAAGUCUUUUUAUGAAAUUUCACUCCUGCAUCUGAACUGUACUACUAUCAUGAUUUGUUCCGUUCUUUUCUCAGCAAUCCUCUGUUCUCGGACAGAGCCGAAGAUCUCCGGGACGUGGAAUUUCUUGGGAACGUGUAACAAAUCCAAGUAUUGUGUUUCAUGGAAGCAGCCGUGGACGUGGAGAGUAUACCAGAAAAUCGCCUCGCCUCCAUGGAAAGAUAAUUUCAUGAAAAGAUUUCCGCUUUCCUAGGGCGAAGGCUUUUGAAUAAGUCGUCUGAAAAAUAAUGGUUUCAAACUGUAAAAAUAACAUUGAAUAAUAGCACAGAAAGGAAAUUUUUAAUAUUUCAGUAAGAAUCGGUACGUUUCCAGACGUUACUAUGUUCGGUCCUCUAUUUUUUUGUUCCUUAAUUUACAUACAAUCAGAAAUAAGUCCGCAAUAAUGAUUCUGAAUUUUUGACUAAAAAUUAUUACACCAAUACCAUCGAUUGUCAAAAUUUACAUAAAGCAGUAUAUUGUUUUUCUCAAAAAUUAUCCUCAUUGUGUGGUUUAGGACCUGAAAGUACUUAUUGUCGCUCACUCAUCAAUUCAAAAAUAAUAGCACCGGAAAUUUCAGAAAGCAAAGGAUAAAAAACGAACAGAAACGAUCAAUAACAAGGAAAAUGAAGACAGUGCAGUAUCUUCAUUCCGGUCUAUUACAGAAAUCGUACAUGCAGCGGAAACAGCAAUUUUCAAAAAAGGCAAGGCUUAGGUUUUUCACAUACAUAUCUAAAAACAUGGUUUUUGUAAUUCUUCAACAACAGCCUUACUGUUGAGAACAUUUUCAGGAAGAGUUUCCGAUCGGGCUGAAUUUUUUGUGUGGAUAGUUCAUAGUCCUCUUAUCACAAAACCGCUAUCGGGAAGUGAGCUCGUUGCUGCUCCUAGUGGGCGUGCGGAAUCAAAGUUGGAAAACCAACUUUUUCAUGCAUUUUCAGAAAAAUCCAAAAUUAGAGAUAUUCCCGAUAUCGUGAAGCUAUUUCUGACAUGAAGAAUGCCGCCAGGAUACUUCAGCAGGAAAACAGUACGGUAUCACUCAUCCAUGAUUAGACAUAGAUAGAUGUAAAGAGACUAACCCUCAUUUUACCAAUUGAAAUAGUUAGUCUCAAUAGCUGCUACCCCCUUACCAGUCACUUUUCUGAUCUUAAAAUACUCAGAAUUAAGAGAAAUCUGGAAAUCGGGGUUUUUGCCUUUUUUUUGUUAUUCUACGACCCAAAAAACCCCUCUGGCCGAAAACCUGGACAUAGCGGUCCACACACAAAAAUGCUGACCUCAUAUUAGCGGGUUUGUGAUUAGAGGUUCAUAGGGUAUCCACACAAAACAUUUCAGCCCGAUAGGAAACACUUUUUUCUACCGAUGUUGGAAAUUUUUCCACCGAUGUUGACUGCUUACAAAAAUAUUGUCUUAACUUGUUUCAUUUUAGAUUCCAACACGUUUAUUGGUUCCAACAAUGGUCAGAGAGUUCUCAUUGAUUGCGUUAAUUCCAUUAGAGGAUUUGGAUAUAGGAAACUAACCGAGCAGGAAAUAAGUAUAUUUUUUGCUAAAACAAAUGUUUAAUCACAUAUUUAUAGUUCGAUGGAAAAAUUUGAUCCACCAGGAUUCGAACAUUGUCAAUCUAUUAAUACAAUCCAAAAGUUUGGCUGAAAUAGAAAACAUUUUUGAAAGAGAUGAUUAUAAAAAUAUGUUCACUUUUUCCAAGUGGCACGAGAUAGCCCUCUGCGUGCAUCAAACUUUGGUAUUAAAUGUUGUAGUUAUAUGAGAGAAAUACUUUUAUUUUCAGACUAGUUCUCUCGAUAGGUCAAAUUCUCGCUCAGAACUUCAAUUAUUUGUCGGAAAUGUUCAAACCGAAUGGUGA